ACCUUUUGUUGCACCCAUUCAAGUGGAAGUUGCCGCUUCCUCUUUGAGCUAAUGGGGCAAAGAAAAACCCUCCUUUGAAGAUGUGACCAGUUACAGAUGAGACCCUUCAUAGGGCACCAAAUGUAGAUCUACAUGGGAUCCUGAAGAUGGUGUGUCAUUUGGAACUUGGCGCAGAUUAAUGAAAGAACGACGAAAACGAGGCGAACAUUCGUAAAGAACGAGUAAACUUGAUUUAUCGAUUCCAUAUGUUGUCCAAGUCCUCCUCAAGCGUGAUGUUUGUGAAUUUACGCCAUCAUUACUCACGGUGUUGGAAGGCAUUGUUGUAUUUUUUGCUUGGCAAAAAUUUUCUUGGAAGUUCAACCAAACCCGAAGAUUGCAGAUCCAAGUUGUUUACCAAUCUUGCCAAUUUUGGCUAUGAAAAGUGGCCAUGGGCAAGGACGAGAUCAAGUAAACAUACCCAAAACUCAAACAAAACGAAAUUAGUCCAAGUAUCUCAACAUUUCCCGUCUUUAGCAACUAAGAAGAAGAGGAAGGAAAAAGAUGAAAUGCAAGGAUGUUUGGGUUACUACUAGGAUUACUACUCGUCCUCCCUCUGAAUGAUCAUUUUCUUGCAAGGUCUUAGGGCAAAACAAGGCGUUGUCUCUUCGCGAUGAUGAUCAUGUUGGCCUUUUUUGCAAGCCUCCAUCACCCUUGAUGCGCGAGGUUGUUGCCCGUGCCCUUCGGAGGAACUCGAGUACAAAGGCACGGAUUUUGCUGGCACAAUCCCAAUUUGCAGAUGCUGCCGAUCCGACGACGUCGCCCUCGGAACGACCGAGAUUCGGAUCUCAAGAUGCUCUUGGGAAGCCAAUGAGCAAGUACGCACUGUACAUACUACAUGCUUGUACACCACUUACUGUACUUCCCCAAUGCUUGGGCGGUGAUAGAAAGAAGUCAUGAGCAUGCAUACAUGCAACAAAGGCCGACCAAGGUGCUCCCCAUGAAAACGACGGCGAAAACUAUGAGGAUCCGAGUGCCUGAAGUAGAAUAGCUUAGAAGUAGCUUUAGUACUGGGAAUAGUACCCUCAAUUUUAGCUUCGCACAGUACCUCAGUUCGAAAUUCUCUAGACGGCACAAGUAGUUCCAUCACUACUUACCCUAGUUGCCUCAGGAGACAUGGGACUGGGAAAAGUCAAAAAUCAAUUCCGAGCCCAAGAAGAGCAGGAUCAAUUGACUGGAGUGUAGUGUGCAAAUCCUGAUUGAGACAAUCCCAGGAUCUCUCUAGGUUUUCAAAAAAAAAUCUUCAAACGAGUUUUCGUCCGCUGGUGAAUGCAUGUGGGUUUUCUUUAGGUGAUAGUUUCUGCCAUCCCAAGAAAAUGGCGAACUUCUUCAGAAAAAGUCGGAGUGAUCAGCCCAAGUUCUAUGCCACCGUUGGUGAAGGGCUUAAGAAGGUGUACAAAACCAAGUUGUUGCCCCUCGAAGAGGCCUACGACUUCCAUGAAUUUGUGUCCCCCCAACUCAACGAUCCGGAUUUCGAUGCCAAGCCCAUGAUCCUCUUGGUUGGACAAUAUUCCACGGGGAAAACCAGUUUCAUUCGAUAUUUGCUUGAACGAGACUAUCCUGGAUUGCGAAUUGGCCCUGAACCCACAACCGAUUGUUUCAAUGUGGUCAUGUAUGGAGAUCAAGAACAAGUGAUCCCGGGUAACGCAUUGGCGGUGGAUAACAAACGUCAGUUCAGACCCUUGUCCAAAUUUGGUGGUGCCUUUUUGAAUCGGUUUCAAUGUUCCACCUUGAAGAACCCCGUUCUCCGUUGUGUCACCAUGAUCGACACCCCGGGGAUUCUAUCUGGCGAGAAGCAACGGGUGGAUCGGGGCUACGAUUUUGUGGGAGUUCUUCAAUGGUUUGCCGAGAGAGUGGAUCGUAUCAUUCUUCUUUUCGACGCCAACAAAUUGGACAUUUCGGAUGAGUUCCGUCGGUCCAUCCAUGCCAUCCAUGGAUACGAGGAUAAAGUCAGGAUUGUCUUGAAUAAGGCUGAUCAGGUUGACCAUCAUGAGCUCAUGCGAGUGUAUGGAGCACUCAUGUGGUCGAUUUCCAAAGUGAUUAGUGUACCCGAGUGUCCCAAAGUGUUUGUCGGAUCCUUUUGGGAUCAGCAACUCAAACACGACUUGUAUCGAAAACUUUUUGAAAGAGAGUUGCAGCUUUUAUUCGAUGACCUGCAAGACCUGCCUAAAUAUGCAGCACUCAGAAAGAUCAACGAUCUCAUCAAACGGGCGAGAAUGGCCAAGAUACAUGCCUACAUCCUGAGCUCACUGAGGAAAGAUAUGCCUCGGUUCUUUGGCAAAGGCCGGAAGAAAAAGGAACUGAUUCGAGCAAUGCCGAUCAUGUUCAAGCGAGUUCAAGAGGAGCACAUGGUGUCAGCUUCUGACAUCCCGCCUGUCGAGCUCAUGCAAGAGAAGUUGGCCGGAUACGAUUUUAUGAAGUUCCCGCACCUGAGAGAGAAACUUAUCCAAGCUGUGGACCAAAUGCUGGAUAAUGACAUUGCAGAACUCAUGUCGAUUGUGCCUCAAGACUCCGAAGAGACCCCCAUCUCAGGCGGAGCUUUUGACGAUGUCAAAGACACGAAAUCUCCAUUUGGUUAUCAGAAAUGCGAAGGCAUCGACCUUGGAUCUGGCGAACCCGAAUGGAUUGUUGCCAAAGAGCGGAGCAAAUGGGAUCUCAUUUUCAAGGAACUCAACCCUGUCAACGGAAAAGUCAUGGGCUCGACUGCCAAAAAGGAGAUGGUCAAAUCUCGCCUUCCCAAUCCGGUUCUGGCCAAAGUCUGGCGCUUGGCGGAUGUGGACAAAGACGGGGCUUUGGAUGAAGAUGAAUUUGCCUUGGCCAUGCAUCUGAUCAAUGUCAAACUGGAUGGGUUUGAUAUGCCUGAUGAGUUGCCUGAUCAUUUGAUCCCACCCUCGAAAAAGCACUCUCUCUACAGUAAUACCAACGGUAAUUCAAUCCCGUCAUACUGACUGGCGGCCGGACCCGAGGUGAAGCAAUCCCAAGGCAAAAUUGUAGCGGAGUUGAAAACCAUUCAGAACAAAAAUAGCAACGAAAACCGACAAAGGGCCCUCUUCCUUUAUCCUGACGAGUCUUUUCCCAAAGACAUAUCUGAUGACGUCUAUGAUCCUGAAUUAGAAAGGAUUCGGUGGGCUAAAAAUGAGGCAAAAGAGAAAAAACUGACCGAGGACAUUGUUCGAGGUCUGGAGUCCAUAUCCGUGUUGACCUCUGAACACCUUUCUGCCCAAGGUCUCUUGAAAAAAGACACCAAUCCCUUUUGUAACGGGCCCCCCUCAACUCCCAAGACAUCUACAACAACCACGACUAAAACCACACCUAAAGCCAAAGUGGUUGAAACGAAGAUGAAAGAAGUCGAACCCAUCGAUUUGCCUCAAUCUCAUGCAACUACUUCUACUCGAGUCCCUAAUGAAACUACGUACUCCGAACUUGGCCACACCUUCCGUGAUCUCACGUCGAAGAUGAAGGAUGCUGUGGCAGAUCUGAAAUCAGAGGACCUUCAUGCCCAGAAAAAGUUCAAGUACAUUGAUGAGGGCACUGAAGAUGCUCUCACUCAUCGUCGAAACACCGCUGAUGAGAGCGACCUGGAUGAAGCCAUAGAGCACGCCACUGGUUUAGAUAGGAACCUCGUGGUGGAUCAAGUGAUGAUCCAAGAAAGAACCGACCAUUCGAGCUCCAGAUCUUACACAGAAGCCUCUACCUUAAGAAUAUCGGAGACAAAGAAACAUCCGGUCGUCAAGGUACAAGAGUGGACCAUUUGAAGCUCUCCUCUCUCGACGCCUUUUGUAUCUCUUUUCAUUUCAUCCCAUAACCAAGUAUUUUUAAAUCACUUCUUUGUUCUUGAUUGAUUGAUUAUCCAUCGUCGAAUCUGUACGAGAACCUUCAAAUGACUCUAAGUCUAUGAACAUUUGUGUUUAUGAUGUAUUUUCUAUCUCCAUUGUGUUCUUUCUUACUUGAUUUUUUUGUCUCAAGCUUACGAGCUCUUCAAUAAGAACCAACACAAUUUGCAAAGAAAACUUGUCCAAAAAAUAUUCAGUCUUGACAUUCUCA
Tigriopus californicus is the source of this 4080-nucleotide messenger RNA. RefSeq names its product EH domain-containing protein 3-like. The record is from RefSeq and is a predicted model, not a curated record. NCBI's taxonomy places the organism in Eukaryota, Metazoa, Arthropoda, Copepoda, Harpacticoida, Harpacticidae. Gene Ontology annotation, molecular function: protein binding; calcium ion binding; GTP binding. The transcript has a single exon. Bases 1353 to 2984 code for a protein of 543 amino acids. Gene Ontology annotation, biological process: endocytosis; endosomal transport. Gene Ontology annotation, cellular component: cytoplasm; plasma membrane.